Messenger RNA from Cynara cardunculus var. scolymus (artichoke), 2628 nucleotides. Its product is annotated as UPF0261 protein mll9388. The record is from RefSeq and is a predicted model, not a curated record. Bases 189 to 2453 code for a protein of 754 amino acids. The transcript has 9 exons. Gene Ontology annotation, molecular function: catalytic activity; carbohydrate derivative binding. Gene Ontology annotation, biological process: carbohydrate derivative metabolic process. NCBI's taxonomy places the organism in Eukaryota, Viridiplantae, Streptophyta, Magnoliopsida, Asterales, Asteraceae.
GAAUUACUCCCGUGUGAUGUGGUCUUGGGUCGGUAACAUUUAUGGUACAAAGUCGGCUUUCACCGAAUUCCUAUGCAAUCGCUGCUGUGGUUCUUGAAAUCCCACCUUCAAUCUCAUCAAACUGAAGUAAGAUUCCAAUCCCUACGAUUCGUACAACUUCGGUGUAUUGGAUUUUAGUCUUGAAAUCAAUGGGAAAUCAUAAGGAUUUUCUUCAAGUUUUCUGCAUUGGAACGGCUGAUACGAAGUUUGAAGAGCUUCUGUUUCUCUCCCAGUCCGUCCGAUCCAAUCUCACUAGCUUUUCGCCUACUUCUUACUCGAAGGUACAAGUUAUAGUUGUCGAUGUGUCGGUUGGAUUGAAGGAGAUAAAUAGCUUUGGGGAUUUUAAGUUUGUCUCAAGAAAGGAACUUUUCACUUGCUACUCUGAAUCUGAAAACCGACUGGAAACUCAAAUUCCAGAUGCUAGAGGUGAAGCCCUGGCGGUCAUGAAUAAGGCACUCACUGUGUACCUUAAAAAAGCUCACCAGCGUGGGUCUGUUGCUGGCCUUGUUGGGCUUGGUGGCAGUGGAGGAACAUCGGUAUUGUCAUCUGCUUUCAGGUCACUGCCACUUGGAAUACCCAAGAUCAUCAUAUCAACCGUAGCAAGUGGUCAAACCGAACCUUAUAUUGGGACAUCAGAUUUGAUUUUGUUUCCAUCAGUGGUGGACAUUUGUGGGAUUAACAAUGUGAGUAGGGUGAUCUUGUCUAAUGCGGGCGCUGCUUUUGCUGGGAUGGUUUCUGGAAGGCUUGUGGAUUCGAAAGAAUCUUCUUCUGGUAACGACCAGUUUACAGUUGGUUUAACCAUGUUCGGGGUUACAACUCCAUGCGUAAAUGCUGUUAAAGAAAGAUUGAACAAGGAAGGUUAUGAGACUCUGAUUUUCCAUGCAACUGGGGUAGGAGGCAGAGCUAUGGAGGAAUUGGUUAGAGGAGGAUUUAUACAGGGUGUUUUGGACAUCACAACAACAGAGGUUGCAGAUCAUGUAGUUGGAGGUGUUAUGGCUUGUGAUGAAUCCCGUUUUGAUGCAAUAAUAGAAAAGAAAAUUCCUUUUGUUCUCAGUGUGGGAGCCUUAGAUAUGGUGAACUUUGGUGCCAAGGAUACCAUACCUACAAAUUUUCAGCAACGGAAAAUAUGGGAGCACAAUGAACAGGUCUCAGUGAUGCGAACCACAGUGGAGGAGAACAAGAAAUUUGCUGCCUUCAUUGCUCGAAAAUUAAACAAGUCAUCAUCAAAGGUACGUGUUUGUCUACCAGAAAUAGGCAUCUCUGCUCUGGAUGCACCUGGAAAGCCUUUCUAUGAUACCAAUGCUACUGGUGCUCUUAUAGAGGAAUUAAAGAGGCUUAUUGAAACUACCGAAGAUAGGAAGGUGAAGGUGUACCAAUAUCACAUCAAUGACACUGAGUUUGCAAAAGCUUUGGUUGAUUCGUUCUUAGAGAUACAUAGGAAGCCUAAAGUUUCUAGUCAGCAACAGAGGGUUAUUGAACCCGAGCAAGGCCUUCAAAGGAACAAGGAUGAUCCAAAUAUGCCCACCGAGAGUUACACAACCAUCUCUUACAACUUAACCAACUUCCCUGAUGCAAAGCCAGAGACAUUGCAAAGAACUCAGGCAGUGCUAGAGAUGUUGAGAGACCAAAUAAGUCAAGGAAAACCAAUAAUAGGGGCGGGAGCAGGGACAGGCAUAUCUGCAAAGUUUGAAGAAGCCGGUGGUGUAGAUCUCAUUGUGGUUUACAAUUCAGGGCGGUUUCGGAUGGCAGGAAGAGGUUCGUUAGCAGGCUUGUUACCAUUUGCCGAUGCAAAUGCUAUUGUGGUUGACAUGGCUAAUGAAGUAUUGCCGGUAGUGAAAGAAGUAGCUGUUCUUGCUGGUGUAUGUGGGACUGAUCCUUUCCGCAGAAUGGAUCACUUUCUGAAACAGUUGGAGUCGAUUGGAUUCUGUGGUGUCCAAAACUUUCCCACUGUUGGCCUUUUUGAUGGUAAUUUCAGGCAAAAUCUUGAAGAAACCGGAAUGGGAUAUGGGUUGGAGGUUGAGAUGAUAAACAAAGCUCAUAAAAUGGGGUUGUUAACUACACCAUAUGCUUUCAAUGAAGAUGAGGCCAUUGAAAUGACGAAAGCUGGUGCGGAUAUUAUUGUAGCGCAUAUGGGACUCACGACUUCUGGUUCAAUUGGCGCAAAGACAGCCGUCUCAUUGGAAGAAAGCGUAAAUCGCGUACAAGCUAUUGCAGAUGCUGCUCGUAAAAUCAAUCCUGAUACAAUAGUGCUAUGCCAUGGAGGUCCUAUAUCUGGUCCAACGGAAGCCGAAUUCAUAUUGAAGAACACCAAGGGAGUUCAUGGAUUUUAUGGGGCAUCAAGUUUGGAAAGAUUACCCGUGGAACAAGCGAUAAAAGGAACCGUUGAACAAUACAAAUCAAUAUGUUUAGAAUAGAAUGCGUUUUCCAUACAAACUUUACGCAUUUGGUGCAUAAUAUGAGAGAGAAACUUUUGUGGUGUAUCCUCUGUUCUGUUUGUAUGUGUACUUACAGUUUAAAGUGUAGAAGGUUGGUAGUAGUUCAUUAGGUUGUAAUAUGUUAUUAAUAAAAUUUUGCCUCAAGUUUGAUGGU